This is a messenger RNA of Euleptes europaea (tarantolino), 4140 nucleotides long. RefSeq names its product macrophage stimulating 1 receptor (gene MST1R). The record is from RefSeq and is a predicted model, not a curated record. Gene Ontology annotation, biological process: cell surface receptor protein tyrosine kinase signaling pathway; phagocytosis; positive regulation of kinase activity. The coding region runs from base 1 to 4140 and encodes 1379 amino acids. The transcript has 20 exons. Gene Ontology annotation, molecular function: transmembrane receptor protein tyrosine kinase activity; protein binding; ATP binding. Lineage: Eukaryota; Metazoa; Chordata; Lepidosauria; Squamata; Sphaerodactylidae. Gene Ontology annotation, cellular component: signaling receptor complex; membrane.
AUGGGUACAUCAUUUCUACUAUGUCUCAUGCUGACAUUGUUGCCAGUAAGAACUCAUGGGAACACUUGGCAAUGCCCGCAUAUCCCUUAUAACUCGACCAGAGAUUAUAUGGUGCAGUAUCACCUGCCUACAUUCAUCGCUGAGGGUGACAUCCAGAACAUAGUCACGUAUGAGCCUGCUGAUGUAAUUUUUGUUGCUAUUCGGAACAAGAUCUACAUGCUGAACUCAAAGCUGAACUCAAAGAUAGUAAUUCUCUCUACCAUAGUGACUGGUCCUUGGGGUAGUGGGCAAUGUAAGAUCUGUGCCAAGUGCCGAACGAAAGGACCAAUGAAUUUUGAAGACACAGAUAACAAAGUUUUGGUGAUGGAUCCAUUUGAACGUUGGCUUUACAGUUGUGGGUCUUCUCAGCAUGGAGCCUGCUUCCUGCAUAAGAUUGAAAUGCAUGGCAAUCUGGCUUCUGUUGAAGAAACUACAUGUUUGUAUUCAGCCCAAUUUAAUCAGCCUUCUGAGUGUCCAGAUUGUAUUGCCAGUGCCUUGGGCACUAGAACUUUAGUUGUCGAUAAAGGUGCGUCAUACUUCUAUGUUGCCUCUACUGUCAACAGGAGCAUAACUGAGACAUACAGCCCCCAAUCAGUGUCUAUACGAAGACUGAAGAGUACCACAGAUGGAUUUGACCGUUCUUUCCAUUCCUUAACAGUUCUGCCCGAGUAUCAAGACACAUACCCUAUUGACUACGUGUAUUCCUUUAACGACCAUCAUUUCGUGUAUUUCCUGACAGUCCAAAGAGAAAACCCUAGCUCCAGAUCAUACCACACUAGGAUAGUGCGGCUCAGCAUUGAGGAUAAUGACUUGCAGAAGUACCGUGAGCUGAACCUGGAUUGUCGCUUUGAAUACAAGCGGAGGCGGAAGAGGGGACUUGCAGUAAGCCCAAGGGACGUAGCUUUUAAUGUCCUGCAGGCGGCUCACGCAACCAAGCCAGGCUCAAAGCUGGCCCAAGAGAUCAGUGCCAGUGAAUCAGAUAUGGUUCUCUUCGGUGUGUUUGCUGAAAGCCAUGUAGAGAGCGCAAUGCCACAGAGGAAUUCUGCUGUUUGCGCUUUUCCCCUGAGCAUGAUCAACCAGGCUAUUGAUGAUGGGAUGAACAAAUGCUGCAGUUCGAGGGUCCAUGACAAGAUGCUUCGAGGACUGACGUUUUAUCAGCACACUGAGUACUGCCCACAUAAUGUGAAUUCCUCAGUGGCAGACACCAGCUGCUGGAAGAAGCCCACCAUGAUCACUACAGACAGGUACAGGUUAGACCUCUUCAAUGGACGCAUGGCUGCAGUGCUGCUCACCUCUAUCUACGUAACUGCAAUUGGUGAUGUGACUGUUGCUCACCUGGUCACCUCAGAAGGGCGUGUCAUGCAGGUGGUGCUUCAGAGAUCCGUGGCCUAUACAGUCACAUUGGCCAACUUCUCCUUGGGGGAGAAACUGCCAGCGCUGCGAGAGGUCAACAGGCUGCAGGAUUCUUUGUUCUUUGUCACAGGAAAUAAGGUAUCACAGGUGAGCGUGACUGGCCCAGGUUGUCACCAUUUCCUGACCUGCCUCCGCUGCCUAAAGGCGGAGAAAUUUAUGCAGUGUGGGUGGUGUGGAAAUUCGUGCACCCAUCAGGAGGAAUGCAAGACACUAUGGAACCGGGAGAGCUGCCCUCCUGUCCUCACUGAUUUUCACCCCAAAAAGGCACCACUGCAUGGCAGCACUAAGGUGACUCUCUGUGGCAUGGGGUUUCAGUCACGUCCAUUUUAUUCUGGUGUUGUUGACUCGCUAACUCCCCUUGGUGACUACUGGGUUACAGUGGGACAGAAGAACUGCACUGUGCUGUUUGAAGAGAGCCUUGGAAACAGGUACAGCCAAGUGCCACGGUGGAAGAAUUCUGGUGAAGUUAUUGUCUGUGCUCUAGAACCUCAGGGCAAACAGGUGGAUCUGGAGCCACAAAAAGUUGAAGUCACCAUCGUAGAGAAGAGACAGACACCAUUUUAUAUCAUUGGCUCUUCAGUCCGUGACGGCUUUAUGUUUGUGGAGCCAAGAGUAACUUCUAUCCACCCUGCAUAUGGCCCACAAGCUGGAGGAACAGAGAUCUUUAUCUGGGGACGAAACCUCCUGGUUGGGGACACAAGGAAGGUGAUGAUUAAUGGCCUGGAUUGCCCCCUGGUCAACCAAAGGGAAAGCCAGGGAGAAGAGGCCAUAAUUUGUACCAGUCCUGCUUCAAACAACCUGACCAGCGCUUCUGUGACUGUAGUAAUAGAUGAAGAACAGUUUCUCUCCCCACAGCACUUCUGGUAUCGUCAAGAUCCCCAAGUACAUUAUAUAUCUCCAAACUGCAGCUAUGAAGGUUCAAAUAUCUCCAUCUUUGGCACCAAUUUGGAUUCAGUGUAUUAUACAAAGGUACAAUUCAUGACUGGGGGAGUGCAAACAGAAGCCAAAGUAUGCAAGGGGCCACCGUCAGCAAACAGCCUGGUGUGCCAGAGUCCUGUUUACCGGUUUGACAACAAGAUCGAAAGCGUUCGUGGGUUCCUCAGAAUCUUGAUGGAUGGUGCUCUGGGGCAUAAGGAAUUUCAUAUUCGCUACUACCCCAAGCCACAGAUCUACCCCUUUGAGAAUGAAGACAAAUUGUACACGCUCAUACAAGGAGAAGAUAAGGUCAAGAUUCAACAUAGAGGUCUGGAUGCUCUGGCAGGUUGUAUGAAUAUCUCCAUGACUAUAGCUGGCAGGAUGUGCCGCCCCACCGUGCUGAAGAAUGAGGUGACCUGUCGAAUCCCCAAAAGCCUGAACGUCCCUCUGGAUAGUUUGCCUGUUCAGAUUUGUGUGAAUGACAACUGCACAGAUGUGGGCUUCGUGACUGAGGUCUCCUCCUUGUCCCCUGUCGCUGUUGUCUUGGGGACCACUGUAGCCAUCCUAGUCUUCUGCCUCUUGGGAUUUCUGCUGAUGAAAUACAUGCGGAGAAGGAGGAGGAAGAAGACAGGGACUGAGAACUUGGAGAGAUUAAGUUUCAACAGGGGCACCAUGCCAAGCAUUCCUCUCCUUCCCUCCAACACUGGUUAUACAAGUGGCACUGGUAGCAGUGAUGGUUCUGCUGUGCCCCUCAUGCGGGUGCCAUCUUGCUCCAUUGAAAAUCUUCGUCCAGAGCUGCUGGAAGAGGUGAAAGAUGUCCUAAUCCCAGAAGAGCAGCUGGUAAUGCACAAGGAUCAGAUCAUUGGCAAAGGGCAUUUUGGGAGCGUUUACCAUGGAACAUAUAUAGAUCCAUCCCAGAGAGAGAUACGUUGUGCUGUUAAAUCACUGAACCGAAUAACUGACUUGGAGGAGGUGGAAGAGUUCUUGAAGGAAGGCAUUCUGAUGAAGAGCUUCCAUCACCCCCAUGUACUAUCACUCAUUGGAAUUACCCUACCAAAAGAGGGGCUGCCACUGGUAGUGCUACCGUACAUGAAGCAUGGAGAUCUGCGAAACUUUAUGCGUUCUGAGGAGAAGAAUCCUACUGUGAAGGAUUUAAUAGGCUUUGGGUUGCAAGUGGCUCGAGGGAUGGAGUAUUUGGCCCAGAAGAAGUUUGUACACAGAGACCUUGCUGCCAGAAACUGUAUGCUAGAUGAGACCUUUACAGUGAAGGUGGCAGACUUCGGGUUGGCCAGAGACGUCUUUGACAAGGAGUAUUACAGUAUCCAGCGACACCGCCGAGCCAAGCUUCCAGUCAAAUGGAUGGCCCUGGAGAGCCUGCAAACCCAAAAAUUUACCACCAAGUCGGACGUAUGGUCUUUUGGGAUCCUCAUGUGGGAGCUGAUGACACGAGGGGCCUCCCCAUACCCAGGAGUGGAUCCAUAUGAUAUAACCCGCUACUUGUUGCAAGGAAGGCGGCUGCCCCAGCCUGAGUACUGCCCAGAUUCUCUGUACACAUUGAUGCUGAACUGCUGGGCUCCAAGCUCUGAGGAACGACCAACUUUCUUGACCCUGAUCCGGGAACUGGAGCAUAUUGUGUCUUGUCUAAAAGGGGAACAUUACAUCAACCUCAACGUUACCUAUGUCAACCUCAAUCAAGGCCAGCCGUUCGCUGCCUCAGCCCACAGUGAAGAUGACCUGGACUCUAGUGAAGAAGAGGCUGCUACUGGGUACUAA